Molecule: messenger RNA, 930 nt
Organism: Lachnellula hyalina
Lineage: Eukaryota; Fungi; Ascomycota; Leotiomycetes; Helotiales; Lachnaceae
Product: Dioxygenase
Exons: 4
Coding region: 1-930 (309 amino acids)
Source: RefSeq, a predicted model, not a curated record
AUGGGCUCUAUCGAAAGACCGUCCCUGCAGCGAAUCGACCGGGCAGAAGUAGAUAAAAUCAUCCAAGCUGUCAUCCAAGAUGGAGGUGUCAUUAUCAAGAAUUUUGCAUCUCGCGAGGCCGUUGAACGAGUGAACGCAGAUACGAGACCCUACCUAGACAACGACAAGCCUUGGAAGGGUGACCUCUUUCCGCCCGAGACACGACGGUGUACUCGUCUUACUGCUCGAAGCAAGACUUACCGCGAUGAGUGGCUUGUCGAUCCACUGGUCGACAAGAUCCUGUCUGUGUUUGUGGACAAGACGACGCAUAACUACUAUGGGGAAACCAAGCAUGUUUACACCAGCCAUGCAAUUAUCAAUACCGCCCUGACUAUGGAGAUCGGGCCUGGUGGUAAAGCGCAGAGACUCCAUCGCGAUGAUAAGAAUCACCACGUCGCGCACUUGGACCAGACUAAGACUGGAUACCAAGUCGGGUCAGAUGUUUCGCUUGCUUUCUUGGUUCCUGGCAUUGAUACCACUUAUGAGAAUGGUGCUACACUAGCCGUUCCGGGAUCGCAUCUUUGGGACUCCGAUAGAGUACCAAAAGUCGAGGAAGCAGUAUAUGCAGAGAUGAAUGUUGGAGACUCUCUUUGCUUUCUGGGAGGCCUCUACCAUGCAGGAGGGCACAACUUGACACAAGAUCAAAAGCGCCCAAUGCAUGGUCUCUUCUUCUGUCGAGGAUAUCUACGAACAGAGGAAAACGCAUACCUCUCCUAUAGCACCGAAGAAGUCCUUUCAUGGUCUUAUAAAGUUCAGGCAAGAAUGGGUUAUACGGUUUCGAGUCCUAACAUUGGAUUUGUAGACUUCAUUCAGCCCUAUAAGUAUUUGGCUGGUGACUAUGAUGCGCCUGAAGACAUUGAUGAAUCCCAAGAGCCUGUUAAGACGUCUUAG